This is a messenger RNA of Brienomyrus brachyistius, 1060 nucleotides long. It is a transcript of the gene snrnp25, whose product is annotated as small nuclear ribonucleoprotein 25. The transcript is spliced from 7 exons. The coding region runs from base 189 to 731 and encodes 180 amino acids. Lineage: Eukaryota; Metazoa; Chordata; Actinopteri; Osteoglossiformes; Mormyridae. The record is from RefSeq and is a predicted model, not a curated record. Gene Ontology annotation, biological process: mRNA splicing, via spliceosome. Gene Ontology annotation, cellular component: U12-type spliceosomal complex. Gene Ontology annotation, molecular function: protein binding.
GGCUGGUUUAAACGAAACCCAUUGCGGUUAUUUACUUUCCGGUUCCAGUAAAGAGUCCUCGUGCAGAUCGUUUUAGAUGAAAGGGGCGAGUCCUGGUUAGAUGGGUUAAUGGUGGGUUAAACGUAACUGAAAGACUAACUUUUUAUUUAUUUUUUUAUUGACAAGAGAAACAGCAACAGACGGCUGAGAUGGCAGAGCCUGAAUGCACUGAAACUUCCACCGAAGAGCUUUCUGUGAAACAAGAGAAGGAGGCAGCAUCAGUGGAGGAUGAACAGACUUGGGAGGAAGACACUGAGGAGGAGGAUGAGGAGGCACUGCCUCACUCGGAAUUCUUGGAUAUCUUUGAAGAAGGAUUGGUCCUCUUAGUGCAAGACCCCCUUCUCUGUGACCUGCCCAUUCAGGUGACCUUAGAGGAGGUGAACUCCCAGGUGGCUCUAGAGUACGGCCAGGCCAUGACCGUCCGCGUGUGCAAGGCUGAUGGAGAAGUCAUGCCCGUGGUGGUGGUGCAGAACGCCACGGUUCUGGAGCUAAAGAAGGCCAUCCGCAGGUUUGUGGAGCUGAAGCAGCAACGAGAGGGCGGAGUGCAACAUAUCAGCUGGAGGUACUUGUGGCGGACGUACCACCUGGUGUUCAACGGCGAGAAGCUGGAGGAAGACAAGACGAAGCUGAAAGACUACGGGAUACGGAACCGGGACGAAGUGACCUUCAUGAAGAAGCUGAGGAGGAAGUGAACGCCGGCGAGAUAGGUAUCACUUGCCGUGUGUCUCUGGAACCCGGAUCUUGCGCGCGUCCCACCGUCUCACUCGGCACUGUGGCGUGUCGAGUACAGAAAAGGGAGGAACUGCUGGACUACUGAUGUUCUGCUCCGGACUGCUGGAUAGGAUCUAGAAUCACGCUAAAGACACAGGGAGCCUUGAACUGCUGUGGCAUUGUGUUUAUUGCUUUCAUAUUUAAUUUUUCUAUGCUAUGAGGCUGUAACAGACACUUUUUUGGUCCAAUGUAAAGUUUGAAUAUUUAUAAAAAAAAAUUUAAAAAGUUAAAUAAAGAAAAGUCCAUCAUC